CAUCUGAACACUUUUGAUGAGAAGUCAGAUGAGGCCAUCUUCCUAGGAUAUUCCAUGGUAAGCAAGGCAUUCAGAGUCUUCAACAAAAGAACCAUGAUUACGGAAGAGUCAAUACAUGUUAUUUUUGACGAAAAACAUGUGGAUGACAAGCCAUCAAAGCAUGACCAUGAAGUUCUGGAUCUAUCAGACAAGGAUGAAAAAGUCAAUAAAGGAGAUAGAAUGAAGCCCACGGAAUUCAUUCCAUUCAGAAGUCUGCCUCUGAAGACUUCACUGAGGAAUCCAAAUUUAGACAGUGCUGAGCCCUCCGGAAAUCUUGGCCAGCCUUCCAAUAUUCCGGAUAUCUCAAACGGGAACAAUUCCGGAAAUGGCGACCCAGUGCCAAUCUAUCCGGAAACACCAACAACCUCUGUUCUUCAACCAGAAGCUGAACUAAAUCAACCAGUCAAUCCCAAUCAACACCAAGAGCUUG
This is a messenger RNA of Cuscuta campestris, 469 nucleotides long. The record is from the annotation of a GenBank genome assembly. Lineage: Eukaryota; Viridiplantae; Streptophyta; Magnoliopsida; Solanales; Convolvulaceae.